AUGGACAUAUACAUCCAGAGAGCUUGUAUUAGAAUGGAUAACAGAUAUUAUGUAUCAAGUUCUAAACUUCAAAAGAUCAUUUUCUCUACAUUAUCAGUAAACUUCACUCCACAUGGACCCUGUGCCACUCGAACAAUAGGAACACUAGAAUUUGAUAGUGCUCCUUGUUUUAUUUGUGAUUUUUGGCCUCCAUCUGCCUCCUCGUGGAUAGAAAGAAGUCACUCGUGGCCACAGCGUCAUGUUGUUAAUGACAUAGUAAACAAUGGAUGUCACUUAGUAGCCAUAGGACAUAAGCUAGGAAUUCAUGAAGACCAUGAAUGGAGAAUUUCUUUCUCUCGGGCAGAACAAAAGCUAGUGUAUGCAAUGAACCACUGUCAAUUCUUAACCUAUGGUUUGCUUAAAUUGUUCUUAUCAGAAAUAAUUAACAAUGGCCUGCAUGAGGAUGAUAAAUUACUUUGUUCCUACCACAUGAAGACAGCAAUUUUCUGGGUGAUUCAACAAAAUACAAUACCUCACUGGUGUCCACAAAAUCUCCUGGAGGGUUUCUGGGUCUGUUUCAAACUCAUCCUUAAAUGGGUGUAUGAGGGGGUCUGUCCUAACUUUUUCAUUCCAGAUAACAACAUGUUUCUGAGUAAAAUAUAUGGCAACAAACAACAUAAAUUAUUUAUAAGACUAUAUGGGUUGUAUGAGAAGCGUUUAGAAUUCCUGCUACAUAGUCCCUCCAUUAGACUUUGUAUUCUAGAUGUCCUUCUUAAUCCAAUACUCCUCUACAUCUGUACAGAUGAACAUACUCUGAUUUCUGAGGCUGAAUUUGAUAUAAACCUAUUUCAUGAAAUUAACAAUUAUUACGCAAUAAAUUUUGACCAAUUGAACCUACAAAGAUAUGCAAAAUAUAUGCAUACAAUAGAACAGAUAAUAGAUUUACCACUCCUGACCAAGUAUCGAGACAUAAUGCUACAGAAACUGACAGCCGAUGUCCUUCAGCAAUUUGCAUUUUCAUUACACAUGGAAACUUACACACAUGAAAAUAAACUGAGGUCAAGAGCUAACAAAUUGUCCUGUCACAUGCUGAAAUUAACAGCCAAGUUUGGUUGUAUUACUGACAUGCUGUACAUAGCCAUGUAUUAUUACAAAACACAUAGAUACAUGAAAGCUUUAUAUAUUAUAGAGAUAGUAAAGGUCAAGUUAGCACAGCCAUAUUUGAUGUAUGAGUCAAAAGUAGAUACAAAGAUGUACAUUGAGGCUGUAGGGGGACAGUCUUGGUGUAUAAAGAUGAAACAGACUGUAGCAUGGAAUAUCGGACUUGAAAAUAUAAUCCAUUACAUCAAUGAAUUGAUACCAGAACAACAGUUUGCUUAUCAAAAUAAUCAUCCUAAAUUAAUUGUCCCACCCUUUAUUCUGUUAUACAUGCUAGAGAUCUUGUGCUACAGACAUGUAGACACAAUGAGAGUACAGACAGCUCUAGAAGAUCUUCAGACCCUAGUUCACUAUGAUCAGGGAGAGCUUAUAGAUUUAGAACAAAGAGACAUAUCCUGGCAGAUUUUGGGGAUCUGUCAACAGGUGACAGGGAACUUCCAGGCUGCUCUAUACUCAUACCAACAAUCUCUCAGACAAGAACCAAACAAUGACAUACAAAAAGCUACAGAAAUGAGAAGAAACGAGAUACUUAAUGAGUUUAGAAAAAAUAGUAGGGAAUAUUGGAGCAAAUCGUUUGCUUUAAAAACUCCGUCAAAAGGUCUGGACGGUAAAGAGCCAGAGAAAAGGUCAGAAAAUGUUGGUAUGUGUUUAGAUAAGUACAAGUCUAAAGUUGUAGAUCAAAUACAAGAUACAACCAAAGGACGUUCAAGAGUGCCUACUCUGGUAGAUGGAUGUCAAAGAAACUGUGAUGAGGCCAUGGUAGAUCUAAAGACUUCUUAUGUAACAGGUAAAGUAUAUGCCCUUGUUCUUGACUCUCCAUUUGCUGAUGUAAUUAUUGGUAAUAAUGUUAGCAUACUCAAACCAAUGGAGGACGGAAAAGAAGUCAGGAUGGAAGGAGAUGAUGAGAACACUUGUGUUUCGGUUCAGACACGUUUGCAGACGGAGUUUGAGCAUGGUAAUAGUAGUUUUCAGAAAAAAAGCAAGAGAUAA
Saccostrea cuccullata (small rock oyster) is the source of this 2127-nucleotide messenger RNA. RefSeq lists its product as uncharacterized. The coding region runs from base 1 to 2127 and encodes 708 amino acids. Gene Ontology annotation, molecular function: protein binding. NCBI's taxonomy places the organism in Eukaryota, Metazoa, Mollusca, Bivalvia, Ostreida, Ostreidae. The record is from RefSeq and is a predicted model, not a curated record. The transcript is spliced from 3 exons.